AUGCCUUCAUCACACACUUACAGACCAUUUUCACCACACCCUUCCAGACUACCUGGCUCCUCGCUCCGAAAUCGCCCCAUUCCCACCAAAUUCCUCACCGAAGAAAAUUCACGCAACCACCUAGCCCGUGCAUGGCCCGCACGCCGAAAAUGGAUUCUCCUGACCGUCAUCUCAGCCUGCCAAACCAGCAUAGCCUUCAACGCAGCUAGCUACUCCAACGCCAUCCCCUCACUAAACACGUAUUUUGGCAUCGGCAAUGCCCAACUGGGAAUGACAGCCUUCCUAAUCUCGCGCGCGGUCGGGUGCAGGCUCUGGCGCCCGUUUUCAGACGACAUGGGCCGUAAGUCAGUCACGCAGGCUUCGCUUGGUCUCACCAACAUGUCCGUUCUGAUUUCCGCGUUGUCAAAAAGCUCUGGAGGAGUCAUUGGGGGGAGGAUUCUGGGCGGAUUGUCGUCGGCUGGGUGCGGCGUAACUAUGAGCAUCAUCGAAGAUAUAUUUGACGAGGACGAGGAGUUCUGCGCCGCCGUGUGGGCAUCUCUCUUCAGCUGCCUUGGCACUGUCCUUGCUGGCGUUGUUGGAGGCGUGGUUCAACAGUUCCUUGACUGGCGAUGGACCUUUUGGCUUCAGCUUAUUCUUGGGGUAGCUACACAGUUGCUUCACUGGCUGUUUGCGGAAGAAAUGCGGGCGUCAGUUCUGCUAGAUCGGGAGGCGAAAAGGCAAAAAGAGGAGGGCAACACGAAUGUUCAUGGACCCAAUUACGACGAAGCCUGGAUGGAGAUGUGCCAAUGUCACAAAUGGGUCAUGGCAACGCUCCGGCCAUACGAGAUGCUCAUCUCCGAGCCUGGCAUCCUACUCUUCGCUCUGCUGAGCGGCUACCUCGAUACCCUCAUCUUCUCCUAUUCUGAGAGGUACAGCUAUCUCUUCCAGCAGUGGCACUUCACACCUGCGAGCAUUUCCUUCAUUCUUGUCGCAUUGGCAGCCUCUUGUAUGGUGGGUUACACUACCUUCUUCCCUUUUAUCAGUCGCCAAAAUGCGCGACACACCAAAAGCGAAAAAGUGGUUCCUAGGGCUCUCCUCGAUCGUCCUCUGUACUACGUAAUCUGCUUUCCACACGGUCUAAUCGUCUUCACUUUCGCCGUAGCAGGACCGCCGCUCCACUGGUUUGGUGUAGCUGUCGCGUCUGUUCUGGUUGGAAUCGCCAAUAUCUGGUUGUGUUUGGCUUUGCUGUUUCAUUCUGUGUACUGGUACACAUCCCGUACUUUAGGGGUCCGAAAGUCCGCGUCAAACAAAACUUCGCAAAAUAUUCGAAGGCCAGAAGGGGCAGUGCCUAUUAAAGGAGGGCUUGAGAUGAAGGAGUGCUGUACAUAG
Molecule: messenger RNA, 1368 nt
Organism: Bipolaris oryzae ATCC 44560
Lineage: Eukaryota; Fungi; Ascomycota; Dothideomycetes; Pleosporales; Pleosporaceae
Exons: 1
Coding region: 1-1368 (455 amino acids)
Biological process (GO): transmembrane transport
Molecular function (GO): transmembrane transporter activity
Source: RefSeq, a predicted model, not a curated record